Lemur catta (Ring-tailed lemur) is the source of this 1984-nucleotide messenger RNA. RefSeq names its product putative serine protease 42. Gene Ontology annotation, molecular function: serine-type endopeptidase activity. The record is from RefSeq and is a predicted model, not a curated record. The coding region runs from base 1 to 1293 and encodes 430 amino acids. Lineage: Eukaryota; Metazoa; Chordata; Mammalia; Primates; Lemuridae. Gene Ontology annotation, biological process: proteolysis. The transcript has 7 exons.
AUGAAUGCCUAUGUCGAUCAGAAGAUGCUCUCUUACAAGGAACAGAACAUUGAUGUCAGGUGGUUCCAAGAACAAGGCACGGGGCAGCGCAAGGGUACGCCGUUUCCGCCCGUCCAUUUCCGCUCCGCGGACGACCCUGGCUGGUCCCCGUCGGUGCCUGGUUCCAGCCAACACCAGGGCCGGUCGCGAGCUGCCGCGCGGGGGCGCCAGAGAGGGGCCGCCGGGGGCCGCGAGGACCCGGGGGCAAGCGGGUGGCAGCCAACAGCUUUAGGGGUUCAGGGAUCUCCGAUGGUCUUCAAGUCCUCUUUGUUUACGUUUACCCCAGGCUCAGCCCUGGGAAGUCACAGGCCCGCAGGACGUGGCCUCCUUCUUGGCUGUCUUUGGGUCCCGUGGUGCUUUCCCCGGGAAGCCCUGGGCGCAGGGGACACAGGCCCUGCGUCCUUGAGUUCUUCUCCUGACACUGUCCUCACCCCAGUGUGUGGCCGUUCCUUCCUGAAAAUCGUGGGAGGAGUGGAUGCAGAGGAAGGAAAGUGGCCCUGGCAGGUGAGCGUGAGGAUCAACGGCAAGCAUGUCUGCGGAGGCUCCCUUGUCACGUCGAAGUGGGUGGUGACUGCGGCCCACUGCAUUAUAAGCCCUUUCCAUUACAGUGUCAAGAUGGGAGAUCGGAGUAUCUAUAAGGAAAACACAAGUGUGGUGGUCCCUGUUAAAAAAGUCAUUGUCCACCCUCAGUUCGCAACUGUUAGAACCAUUCAAGAUGACGUUGCCAUUCUCCAGCUCCUCUACUCUGUGAAUUUUACUUCGAACAUCCAGCCUAUCUGCAUCCCUCGGGAAACUUUCAAGGUGGAAGAUGGUACCAGGUGCUGGGUGACUGGAUGGGGCAAAACAAAAGAAGGCGCCGGACAUCCUCCAUCAGAAAUUCUUCAGGAGGUGGAAGUACACAUCAUCGGCCAUGAAAAAUGUAAUAAGAUGAUGCAGAGGAUCUUGUCAACUACUAGGACUGUAAUAAAAAAAGGAAUGAUCUGUGGCUAUGGAGGAAAAGGAAAGGAUUCUUGUCAGGGAGAUUCUGGGGGCCCCAUGGCCUGUGAAUAUAACGACACAUGGGUCCAAGUGGGGAUUGUGAGCUGGGGCAUCGGCUGUGGUCGUGAAGGAGUACCUGGAGUUUACACAGAAAUUAGUUUGUACAGCAAGUGGCUGGUUGCAGUGGUGAACCAGGCUACCUCUUUGUAUUCAGUGGUGUUCCUCAUCUUAUUCCUGUGCCUUGUGCAGCCCCUGGGCAUCUUGGUGACUCCAUGAUGGCCCUACUCCCCUCCUGUUUCUGAGUCUCAGACUUAGGCGUCUCCCCCCACCAACCUCCUGCUCCUUCUCCGUGCCCUUUCCUCAAAUCCCGGUUGUGAUCAACUGGCCCUCUGGAGAUCCACACAAGCGAGCAUGGCAGGGAGACUGGGGCCUGGAAAGUGUCCCUGCCUGGUGCUCCGGUCACCUGCCUUGGCCACCCCUACACCUGGGCUAUGUUCUGCCUGGUGGGAAGGAGGGGAUGAACCAAUGCCAGCUAGGGGGCCACGACCUGCCAGGUGGGGCGUGAUGAUUCAUCGCUGUCUUGGAGAACAUCUGCCAAAGAGACACCAUCAACGGUGAAACAAGCAUUAGCACUGGUCCUGGUUUUAGGGCUCUCACCUGAGACUUUGUGAAACCAGUCAGCUUGGUGAUUGCUCAGAGAGAGUGAAGAGGUGUUGCCAGGUCUCUGCAAAGGUGCGAGGCCUCAAAGACAUAUGGCUCAGUCGUCUGGCGUUGGGAGAAGCUCCUCUGUACCCCACUGUGGAUCCAUCUGUGAGUGGAUAGCUUCUGCCACACAAGUGCUCUUGGGGUAACCCAUUCUUGACACCCCCCUUCCUCAGUGUCCUAGUGGUCACAUCCAGGGACACCCCACGUUGUUUUGAGACAGUUUUGGAGUGCAGUUUUCAGAAAUCACCUGAAUAAAAAAUGU